Molecule: messenger RNA, 3765 nt
Organism: Danaus plexippus (monarch butterfly)
Lineage: Eukaryota; Metazoa; Arthropoda; Insecta; Lepidoptera; Nymphalidae
Product: retinoblastoma-like protein 2
Exons: 19
Coding region: 230-2968 (912 amino acids)
Biological process (GO): regulation of transcription by RNA polymerase II; cell differentiation; negative regulation of G1/S transition of mitotic cell cycle
Cellular component (GO): nucleus; transcription regulator complex; chromatin
Molecular function (GO): RNA polymerase II transcription regulatory region sequence-specific DNA binding
Source: RefSeq, a predicted model, not a curated record
AUUUCUUUGUUAAAAAGCCUGCUGUAAAUAAAUACCUUUAUUUUAUAAAGGCAAUACUUAAUAUCUAAAAUCUACGUCAAUUGUUUUGUGAAUGUGUGUGUUGGAUAUCUUCCCGCCAAGGAGCUUCGAGCUGUCAGAAAUUGACAAAAUCAGUAUAACUUUACGGCCGAAGUUGUGUAUUUUGUUUUAUUUUUAAUAUAUUGUCUUAAAAAAUCAUUGUUUUAUUAAAAUGGCUAAACCAGAAGAAAGUGAAGAAAAUUGGGUGGCCACUAUGGACAAUCUGUGCUCACAAUUAAAUGUUGAUCCAGGUGCGGCGAAAAAAUCAAAGGAAUCAUAUUCGGAGAUUAAACAAAAUUAUACAUUGGACGGUGAUGAGCUGCACUGGAUGGCGUGCGCUCUAUACGUCGCGUGUCGUACUUCUAUCACGCCGACAGUGCAAUCAGGAAAGGCUGUUGAGGGCAACUGUGUCAGCCUCACCAGACUUCUUAGACUAUGUAACAUAAGCCUUAUCCAAUUUUUCAACAAAAUCAAGAACUGGAUGGAAAUGGCUUCAAUGUCAACAGAUUUUAAAGAUAGGAUAACUAGAUUAGAACGUAAAUUUGCAGUAUCCACUGUACUUUUUAGAAAAUUUCAACCAAUAUUUCAAGAAAUAUUCUCUGGUUUAACAAAUGAACCAGUUAAAAGCAACACUAAAAGCAAGAAACAAAAGUUACAACCAUGUACAACAAAUGCUUUAUUUGAGUUCAGCUGGUGUUUAUAUGUGUGUGUGAAGGGAGAGUUCCACAACUCGGCCGAUGAUCUUGUUGAUAUGUAUCAUGUUUUAUUGUCAUGUCUUGACUUUGUGUUUGCUAAUGCCUUCAUGGCUAGACGCUAUGAUGUUAUAAAUCCUGCUUUCAAAGGCUUACCGUCAGAUUGGCUUAAAGAUGAUUUUGAAUUACCAAAAAAGCCACCCUGUAUUAUAUCAGUGCUGUGUGAGAUCAAGGAGGGAUUGGCGGUUGAAGCCGCAACUAUGAAGGAGUACAGUUGGAGACCUGUGAUAAAGACGUUUUUUGACAAAGGAAUUCUUAAAGGUAACAAUGAUCAACUGACAGGUUUACUUGACAUCGGUAAUUUUGAUGCAAAUCUAAAAUCACUGAACAAUUUAUAUGAAACCUAUGUAUUAAGUGUUGGCGAAUUUGAUGAGAGGAUAUUUUUGGGGGAGCAUGCCAAUGAACAGAUUGGGACAAAGAAUAAGGUUUCGGGGGAUGAGAUAUCACAAGUCAUAGCAUCAUUUGGACCUAGUUCUCGAGCAUGUCCUGACACACCCCUAACGGGCAGACGUUACUUGGCGCGUCGUGAGGAGCUGACACCAGUAUCAGAGGCCACCAACAGUCUAGCUCGACUGGCUGCCCUGCUGAGACAAGCACGACCCAAGCCCUCACCCACCUUAUUAAGAUUUUUCGCCGACUGCGGUGUGGAUAAAGUGACUAUAGUGAAGAAUGUGGUGCAACCCUGUAAUGGAUGGAUGGAGAAGUUCUCGGAGAGUCUGUCGGAGUGUAACUGCAGUAAGGAGACCAUAGCGUUCAGGUGCAACAUGGUUACAUGCCUGUACUAUAAAGUGUUUGAACACAUCAUAACGGAGGAGCACAGGAAGAAACCGCAGUUGUCAUUACAGAUUCUUCUGUCCCAGGAGACGUUCCAAUUGACGGUGUACGCUUGUUGUACGGAGGUAGUCCUACAUGCCUAUGGAGUGCAUUCCCUUCGUUUCCCGAGGGUCCUUCAGAUAUAUGGUCUCAGUGCGUUCCACUUCUACAAGAUCAUUGAGCUGGUGGUGCAGGCCGUGGUGCAGAAACUGAGCCGGGAUGUCAUCAAACAUCUCAAUGCGGUUGAAGAGCAAGUCUUAGAAUCAUUAGUAUGGACAUCUGACAGUCCGCUCUGGGAUCAGCUGAGCAAGAAUCCCAUACCGGCCGCCAUUGAAGUAUACGCGCAAGAUUCACCCAACAGAAGGAAUGCCAGUGGUUUACAAUCUCCGAUAUCAGCGGCCAUAGAUAGGUAUUUAACACCGAUGGCAGAUCAAGCGAAGAAACAGCUUUUUAAGGAUAACAUCAAACCUGGACAAUCACUGCUAGUUCAAACAAAUAACAACGUUAAGCAGGAGCCACAACAAGUGCCGAUUGUGUCAACAGCGGAGACCACACCCAACACAACACCCAAGAAAGCAAAUAACUCAUUAAUACUUUUCUUCAGGAAGUUCUACAGCCUGGCUGUGAUCAGGAUGAAUGAUUUGUGCACGAGGUUGAAGUUGACAGACGACGAGCUCAAGAGGAAGAUAUGGACCUGUGUGGAGCACUCCGUCAUGAACCAGACACAGCUCAUGAGGGACAGGCAUCUCGACCAGAUACUCAUGUGUGCCGUCUACGUCAUAUGCAAGGUUUCCAACGCGCCCAGCAAUCAAGUUGAGAGAACAUUCGCGGACAUCAUGCGCUGUUACAGACAGAGACCUCUGGCGGACAAUCAUGUUUAUAGAUCAGUUCUUAUUAACAAAGGAAACGAUGAAGAAUCACCGGAGAGAGGAGAUCUUAUAAAUUUUUACAAUAAAGUAUAUGUUAAAUGCAUGCAGAAUUUCGCGCUACGGUUCACUGGGAAACAUAAAGAUGGCUGCAGCCUAUCUCCGCUGCCGGCUGGUCGCGCCGGACGCUCGGGCCGCUCGGGCUGGUCUCCCGGCGGCCAGCGAGUGUCGGAGCGCCACCAGUUAUACGUGAAGCCGCUCACCACCCCGCCUCACCACCACCACCACCUCACCUACAGGUUCAGCCGCAGCCCCGCCAAGGAUCUCCAGGCCAUUAACACUAUGGUGUCCUGCGAGGUGGGAGGGGUGAAGCGGGCUGUGGACGGCGAGGCUGGCGACGUGGUCAAAAGAGCUCGGUGUGCGGCGCCGGGGGUCGCGCGCAAGCUACAGGGUCUAGUUAGCGACCGACAGGCUGUUUAGAAUAUGGUCCACUAUCCAUGUAGUCGCCGCGCCAUACACGAGCGGGACAUGAAUUCCAGUCAUAUUUAUUGUAGUACCAAAAAAUGCUUGUAGCUCUCUAGGUGUAUCUUUCCGUUGUAUUUUAUAUUUUUCACUUGACUUAUGACAAAAUUAUUGAAAAUCAAUUGCGGUGGAGAACUAUCGUCACAACGCGGGCCUCUAUUCGGCGCGCUCUUAUUGGUGCUAUCUCUGUAGCUUCGGUACGCCGCUGGGUCACAGCCGUGAUGCUUGCAGCGGAACAGCUUCGGUAUCGGAGACUCGGAUUGACACAAACUGAAAACUAUAUUGAUCUCAUACGUCGCUGACGGCCGGGCGUCCGCGGCGAGCUCGUCCGUGUAUUUAAUAAGUAUGUCGUGUGUCGAGAUUCUCGUGUUUGGUGUAUAUCGCGCCGGGACGCGUCGGCGCCGGUGUAGGUAAGCGUCGCGGAGUCAUGUAUAUAGAGAUAUGUUUUACACCAAGCGAACACGACCGUUUAAUCUAUUGUAACGAAAUGAUUUUAAAUAUUUAUCUCGGGCGCGAGUCGCCCGGCGCGGAGUUCCUGUUUAUUUCCGCGGGCCGCGCUCCGGUCCGCGUCUGUAUUGUUUGCUUCCAUUCAUAUAUUAUUUUUAGUCUGUAAGCGAUGAUCAGAAAAGUUAUAAUCAAUUUUUUUUUUCUUUUUAAACCUCAAUCAAAAUUAAAUGAUUGUAUAUUUCGGACAUAACAAUGCUUCACGCAUUCUAUGUAGAUUUUACUUGCUAGUAUAAUAUAAAAUAUUUAAA